This is a messenger RNA of Microthlaspi erraticum, 870 nucleotides long. The record is from the annotation of a GenBank genome assembly. NCBI's taxonomy places the organism in Eukaryota, Viridiplantae, Streptophyta, Magnoliopsida, Brassicales, Brassicaceae.
AUGAGCAACUUGAUCCCAUCGGAGAAACGAUGGAUCAUAACAACCGUCUUACUCGCCGGCCUAGUCGGCGGCGCUCUACUCUUCACAAGCUUCAUACGAGCCGCCGACGACGCUUUCUUCCUCUGUUCCACCGCGAGCGCCAAAAGCCGAGCGAUAGCCGCGGCGGCGGAUUACGAAGCGACACCGAUCCAGCUCCAGUCGAUCCUCCACUACGCGACUUCUAACGUGGUCCCACAACAGAACCUCGCCGAGAUCUCGAUCUCUUUCAACGUCUUGAAAGAGCUAGCUCCGGCCAACUUCCUCGUGUUCGGACUCGGCCGUGACUCGCUCAUGUGGGCUUCUCUCAAUCCCCGUGGCAAAACCUUGUUCCUCGAAGAAGAUCUUGAAUGGUUUCAGAAAGUGACCAAAGACUCUCCGUUCCUCCGUGCGCAUCACGUGCGUUACAGGACACAGCUCAAAGAAGCCGACACGCUUCUACGCUCGUACAAAUCGGAGCCUAGCUGUUUCCCGGCGAAAGCGUAUCUCCGGGGAAACGAACGGUGUAAGCUCGCUCUCACGGGACUUCCCGAUGAGUUCUACGAUACGGAGUGGGAUCUGAUUAUGCUCGAUGCUCCUAAAGGUUACUUCCCGGAGGCUCCGGGAAGAAUGGCGGCGAUUUUCUCGGCGGCUGUCAUGGCUAGGAACCGGAAGAAAUCCGGAGUCACGCACGUGUUCUUGCACGACGUUAACCGGAGAGUGGAGAAGACUUUCGGCGAGGAGUUUCUAUGCCGGAAGAAUAGAGUUCACGCCGUCGGGAGGUUAUGGCAUUUCGCGAUUCCUCCGGUGGCUGCGAACGCUACCAUUGACGGUGGUGAUUAUAGGUUUUGUUGA